GAAAUACCCGGAUGGGCGGGAGGGCAGCUCCACAUUCGCUGAGCGAGAGACCGGCGUGUACGGACGGUCAUGGGGAAAGCGCUGGCUCUGUUGCUGCUCUUUGUCGCCUGCUUGCCGGAGGACGUCGCCGCCGCUGCAACUGGACUUUGCGAUCAGAACCAUUUCCGAUGUGGUGACGGGAAAUGUAUUCGAGUCCACUGGCUGUGUGACGGGCAAUCGGAGUGUGCAGACGGCUCUGACGAGUCGCUGGAGACAUGCAAGAAUAAGACCUGCAGCUCCCUUGAGUUCAGUUGUGGUGGCCGUGUUAACAAGUGUAUCCCAGCAUCCUGGCGCUGCGACUCCCAAAAAGAUUGUGAAAAUGGCUCCGAUGAGGAGAACUGCCCCACUCAUAUCUGCAAAGACCACGAGUUCCAGUGCCAUGAUGGGAACUGCAUCUCUCUGAAGUUUGUCUGUGACGAGGACCAGGACUGCACCGAUGGUAGUGACGAGGCGGCAUGUCCAGAGCGGACCUGUGGGCCUCACAUGUUCCAGUGCACUAAGAGCAAGGUUUGCAUUCCAAAACUCUGGGCCUGCGAUGAUGAUCCGGAUUGCCCUGAUGAGUCUGAUGAGCUACCACAGAAUUGUGGCCGAUCCCCUACAUUUGAACCGCCCAAUCCCUGCUCUGCCCUGGAGUUCCACUGUGGCAGCGGAGAGUGCAUCCACAUGAAAUGGCGCUGUGACGCUAACGUAGACUGCAGGGAUCAAUCCGAUGAGAGAGGCUGUGCUGUAACAACUUGCCGGCCAGACGAAUUUCAGUGCAAUGAUGGGACUUGUGUUCAUGGAAGCCUCCAGUGUAAUAAGGAAUUUGACUGUCAUGACCGGAGUGAUGAAGCUGGCUGUGUAAAUGUGACCAAGUGUGAAGGCCCCCACAAGUUCAAAUGCAAUAGUGGCGAGUGUAUUAUGCUGGACAAAGUUUGUGACAAACAGCGGGACUGCAGAGACUGGUCAGAUGAGCCUUUGAAGGAAUGUGGUGAGAACGAAUGCCUGAAUGAAAAUGGCGGCUGCUCACACAUCUGUAGAGACCUAAAGAUCGGCUAUGAGUGUCUCUGUCGACCUGGCUUCAGACUAGUUGAUAAUGUGAAGUGUGAAGAUAUUGAUGAGUGCGAGAACCCAGACACGUGCAGCCAGAAUUGCAUCAAUCUGGAAGGUGGAUUCAAGUGCGAGUGUCUUGAGGGCUAUCACAUGGACCCGGUGACCAGGCAAUGCAAAGCAAUUGGUACAGUUGCCUACUUAUUCUUCACCAACCGGCACGAAGUCAGAAAGCUGACCCUUGAUCGGAGUGAGUACACACAGCUGAUUCCCAGGCUGAAGAAUGUGGUGGCACUGGACAUGGAGGUGGCUGCAAACAAGAUCUAUUGGGCUGACCAGUUUCAGAAAAAAAUAUUCAGUGCCCACAUGGACAAAGCUGAGAAUUCUUCCCAUCAUUCUACAGUGAUUGAGACUGAAAUCAAGGCACCAGAUGGCUUAGCUGUAGACUGGAUUCACCAGAACAUCUACUGGACAGAUUUUCUAACCAGCACCAUCUCUGUAGCUAACACAGCUGGAACUAAGAGAAAGGUCCUGGUUAAAGAACAGCUUUCAAAGCCCAGGGCCAUUGCAGUGGAUCCAGUUCACGGCUUCCUGUAUUGGAGCGAUUGGGGGACCCCUGCCAAGAUUGAGAAAGGAGGCUUGAAUGGAGUGGACCGCAUUCCACUGGUCACUACACAGAUUGAAUGGCCAAAUGGAAUCACUCUAGACUUGGUGAAUCAGCGGCUUUAUUGGGUGGACUCCAAGUUGCACACUUUGUCCAGUAUCGGUGUUGGGGGAGACAACAGGAAGACCUUGAUCAUUUCUCCAGACAAGCUGACUCAUCCCUUCUCUGUAGCUUUGUUUGAGGACAAGAUCUUUUGGACUGAUACAGAUCAUGAGGCCAUUUUCAGUGCCAACAGACUCACAGGGGGUGAUAUCCUAACAGUCAUUGAGAACCUGGAUGUUCCUCAGGACAUUGUCCUCUACCACCACCUCCGACAACCCAAAGGUGUUAACUGGUGUGAGCAGAAUGGGCAAGUAAAUGGUGGUUGUGAGCAUCUGUGCCUUCCAGCACCACAGAUCAGUGUCCAUUCUCCAAAGUACACCUGCGUUUGCCCUGAUGGAAUGCAACUGGGGCCGGACAUGAGAAGCUGCAUCACAGGUACUAUCAUGUCUACCACCAAGUCGAGCACUGUCAAAACCUUAACCAGUCCUCCGCAUGCUGAGACCCUCACAACCAGGAAAAUAACCCAAACCUCUAACAUUCCAUCAGACCAUGCUGAACCCACAGUACUCCCUACCCUCCAUGAGAUGCUCACAGUUUCACAUCAAGCACAUGUGCUCACAGCUGAGGCUGCUACAGAAGGCCACAGAGGGACUAACGCCUUGUGGAUCGUUUUACCUCUGGCCAUCUUAUCAUUACUUGGGACUGCUACUUUUUUCAUUUGGAAAAACUGGAGAUUGAAGAACACUAACAGCAUAAACUUCGAUAACCCUGUCUACCAGAAGACCACAGAAGAUGAUGAGGUCCACAUCACCCGGAACCAAGUUGGCUACACAUAUCCCACGAGAGCUGUCGUGAGCUUGGAAGACUAUGGCGCUUGAUAAGAGGAGCCUGACACAAAGUGCCUCAGUGAUUGCUGCCUGUGGAGAUAGACUUUAUUUCUGUUGUUCCAUCCGAGCUACCCAAGUUCUUUUUCUUACACUUCUGUUGCUGACCCUUCAGCAAAGCCACUCCACGUAACAGAAUGCUUGUUAGGUUAUUUAAAUUUUCAUUUGCACUGUGUGCUGUUACUGUGGAUGUUUUUUUUAUUGUGAAGGGUUUUUCUAAAAACCCAACUUCCCAGGUAUGACUUGAACUCCUGGUUUUCAUAAAGUGCAAGAAACUGCUUUUGGGACAACUUUUUCAUCAAGAUUCCUCACUGAAGGCUCUGAUCUCUGAAAUGAAGUCAGAAGUGGACACUAUUUGAAGUUACUAAUGACUGACUGACUGAAGAUGAAGUGUGGCCUGAGGCUCACUUUGCCUAGGUUGUAUGUUUUGUAAAUUGCAUGUUGUUUCUCCCUGUGUACAGUUGUCUAAGCAAGAAUGAGGUGAGUCAGUUGGCAUUCGUGUCUCCUGCUACCCCUUCUUCUCUAAGCCAAGACUAAUAAAUAGCUAGCUGCACUUGGGCUACUCUAAGCAAAAACCUGUAAUAUAUUAAACAUCUUGGCUUUGAGGUCAAACUUUUUUUAUAUUCAAAGCCCAGUGUGUUUCCUUACAAUUCAAUGCUAGCUGCAAUUCUGCAUCAGAUCAGAAUACACUGGAUUUUACUGAAGGCUGCAUCUGCAACGUGUAUGUACUUGGCAUCUUCCCACAUCAUAAUACUUGUGGGGGACACUCUUGCUCUCUGGGUCCUCCUCACUACUGAGCCUGCCCAUAAGAUUGGUGCCAGACUAUAGGCUUGAGCCCAGCUUGCCCUGGUUUUUGAUUUGUGAAUAAAUGUAUAUUGUACAGAUUUUGCAGAAGGAAUUUAAUAAUUGCAGAGUUGAUGUAUGUUAAUUUAUUAUCCUGUUUUUCUAGAGCCUUGUGUGACCAGUUACUGUAAAAGCCCUAGACUCUUCAUGCAUCCUGAGUAGUACAGUGUGUAUAUUAUGUCAAGUUCUACUUGAACUGUGGACAGCUGGGAAAAUCAACCCUGCACAGCACUACUGGGUUUAAAUCAGUAUGUCCAGUCCUGUGUGCACAAUGCAACCUUUUCUGUCCUGUUUUUUUUUUAAAUGUAAAUGUUUACAGGGCUGCUUUCUGACUAGCAUGUUUGCUAAAUGGUUUUGUCUUUCUACUUGUUAAAUUUACACGCAGAACAUAUAUUUAUUUAUAAAAAAACAAAUUUAAAAAAAAAAAAAGUGCAACAGUGGUACCUAAUUAGACUGGAUGUCUGCCUGGAGGUAACUCCAUGGCUCCAGGCACCGUCUCCACUGGCCAAAUGAAGGCAAGGAACCUGCAAUCACUGACACUGACUGUAGCUGCAAUCAGAUACUGUUUUGAAUGAGGCUAGUGUGGGGUUCUGUGUAAAUGUCAGUGUUGUAACUCCCUCCAUGCACCUUCAACCUGAUGCUGCUGCUCUGUACAAAUGUGACCCUUCUGGAUUUCCAAUACAAAAAUCUGGAAAGGGAUUGGAAGAUGGUUGGGAAUUGUAAAAUCAUAAAUGAGGAUAACAACCUUCCUCUACUUGGUCAGUUUACCACAGCACAGUCAGUAAAGGAAGGUGUAUUCCCCUUCCAAGUUGUCAAGUGGUUCAGUGACUCUUAAUAUUGGUUAACCUUUUUUAAUUUUGUUCUGUUCUGUGCAAAUGCCUUGCUACCUCUGCUGCCAUAUUACUAGUGUCACAUGUGAAUUUGGCAUGUUUUCCAAAUCUUUUACCAUCAAGUUUUUAAAUGAGUUUGCAGGUUUUUAUUAAUGCUGAGCUGAUUAUUGUCACUAUUUUACUGCACUCCAUUCCUUUAGUUCAAGUUCCCCUUGUUUCCCUCCUCCCAAUCUAUUAUAUGAAAGAAUCUGACUAGCUGUGCAUUUAAUUGAGUUUGUGUUAACUACUUCUCCUACUACUCCAUGUUCAUGGCUCCAAAUGUGGAGCAGUGAGUGAUCCAGCCUAAGUCACGCAAUUUGUAUUUCUUGUAAUUGUUUUGCCAACAGUCAACAAAGUAAACUGAUUUCAAAAUGUG
Molecule: messenger RNA, 4746 nt
Organism: Carcharodon carcharias (great white shark)
Lineage: Eukaryota; Metazoa; Chordata; Chondrichthyes; Lamniformes; Lamnidae
Gene: ldlra
Product: low density lipoprotein receptor a
Exons: 18
Coding region: 70-2652 (860 amino acids)
Molecular function (GO): calcium ion binding; protein binding
Source: RefSeq, a predicted model, not a curated record